Penicillium vulpinum is the source of this 1377-nucleotide messenger RNA. RefSeq lists its product as uncharacterized. Bases 1 to 1377 code for a protein of 458 amino acids. The transcript is spliced from 4 exons. The record is from RefSeq and is a predicted model, not a curated record. NCBI's taxonomy places the organism in Eukaryota, Fungi, Ascomycota, Eurotiomycetes, Eurotiales, Aspergillaceae. Gene Ontology annotation, molecular function: heme binding; oxidoreductase activity, acting on paired donors, with incorporation or reduction of molecular oxygen; monooxygenase activity.
AUGCGUUCCGCCUUUGUAAAUCAGCUAUUUGUGGUACCCGUUACCCUAGCGGGUUACCUGGGUUGCUAUCACGCCCGCCCAGAGUAUUUCCACGGCCUUUCUUCCUCAGCCUGUGUCUGGAACUUCAUUCUCCUGCACUCAAUAUUAUGGGCCAUUUUUAUCUUGGAAGUAUAUCCUAGGUUCAUUUGCCCUCUCCGGUCUCUUCCUGCACCCAAGGGCGGCUAUCCACUAGUUGGGUACGGAUUCAGUCGAUUUAGAAAGCCUGUUGGAUCAGACCACCUUCAAUUCAUUCGCGAUGUUCCCAACAAUGGAUUGAUACGUUAUAGGGGAUUUUGGAACCAGAACAAUGUCCUUCUAGUUAGUGCCGAAGCACUCGCUGAAGUUCUGGUCAAGCGGCCCUACGAUUUUGUAAAAGCCGAGGGUCCACGCGAUUUUGAGCGCUAUAUUGGGAAAGGCUUCGGUUUCCGAAGCAUCAAGGAGCUCCAUCCUCUGUUCUGGAGAAAAUCAGCUAAGCUGGUGCAGUGCAUGGAAGCAGACCUCUUUCAGAACUCUGAAAAGGGCACCGAGGCUAUAACCGACAUCAAUUUCUGGUCAACUAAAGUUACGCUCGAUAUGAUCGGCGUGGCAGCCCUUGGCCGCGAUUUCAAUACAUUGGAGAAGUCCGACGACAUUCUUGUUCAAAGCUACGAAGAGAUUCUGGACCCAACCCCUGGGAAGCUUGCUAUGUUUAUUCUUAGUAGUUACCAACUUACUUCGCUCACCCGAUUCAUUCCUGGAAAGGUUGAAAAGCGGUUUAAGCUGGCUACGGCUACAUUGCGGGAGAUCUGUAUGAAGUUUCUUCAAGAAAAGAAAAGCCUGAUGUCAAACUCUCAAAGUAUCUCGACGGAUGUUUUGGCGAAGCUUAUCGAGAUGAAUGAGUUUGCAGAUAUUGAGCUGGUCGAUCAACUUUUGACUUUUAUUGCAGCUGGGCAUGAAACGACUUCUUCUACAUUCGCAUGGGUCAUCUACCAUCUGGCUCGUCACCCCGAUAUCCAGUCACGUUUACGCGAAGAACUCCGAACAUAUGUGAAGCCCAACGACCUUGAAAAUGACACUGUUGAUAUUUCUAGCCUUCUUGAAGGUCUCCCACUACUAAAUGGGGUUAUCAACGAGUCACUUCGUCUGUUCCCGACCGUGCCGCUGACUAUGAGAACGCCUGCCAAGCCAACAACUGUGCUUGGUUAUCAUAUACCAAUGGGAACAGAGAUUUACAUUGUUCCAUGGUCAGUUAAUCGGUCUCCUGAAACUUGGGGUCCAACAUCAGAAGUUUUCGAUCCUGAGCGUUGGAUUGAUCCCACCACAAAAAAAGCCAAACAAUACAGGUGGGGCAGACAAUAA